AUGAAGCAACCAUCGACGGCGCUCUCCUCCUCCCUCCCCCGGGGAUGCUCGCUGAUUCGGUAUGCUUUGGUGCUGUGUUUUGUUGUGCUGAGUUUCUAUCUAAUUUUGCCUUGCGAGGGGAAGGAUUGCUCUCGCGGCGAUGCCGGCGGUUGCGGCUCGCUGCUCUGUUUCGGGCUCAGGGAUGCGUGCGCCGACCCUCUUUCCUUUUGCUUCCCCUCCACCCAAUUGGGUUUUCUUGCCCAAGAGGAUGUUGACCCAAAACCCAAUUCAGAAGUUUCCAAAGAAUCAUCUCGGACGGGGGAGAUCAUUGCGGAACGGCUCCCGAGUCGUUCGACGGCCUUUGAGAUGUCCAACGGAGGCAUUGUUACGUGCUCUUCCAUUGGUCCUGUGAGAAGGUUGCCCGAUGGUUUGAGUUCGAACAGAGGGAACGUCGGUGAGGCUCAACUCAGUGGUUCUUCUUCGCUGAAUGUGGAGAUAAGUCCACCUUUGUUGGACUGGGGAGCUAAUAGUUUGUAUUCUGCUUCUUUGGCAUUCCUAACUGUUGCAAACAAGAACAAUGAUAGUGUUUUGCUAGUGUAUGAGCCGUUCAGUACCGACCCACAGUUUUACGCAUUGGGUGCUGAGGAACUGUCAUUAAGUCCUGGAGAAUCUGCUUCUGUUGUGUUUGUUUUCCUGCCGAGAUGGUUAGGCUCAUCAUCCGCGCAUAUCAUAUUGCAAACGAACUUUGGGGGAUUCGUUAUUCAGGCUAAAGGAGUAGCCGCUGAGUCCCCUUACAAGAUAGAGCCUUUAGUUGGGUUGGACAUCUCUGUUAAUGAAGCUAUAAGCAAGAAUUUGUCUAUAUUUAACCCUUUUGAUGACGCCCUCUAUGUCGAGGAAGUGACUAUGUGGAUGUCUGCUUCUGAAAGUGCUAACCAAUCUGCUCAAGUUGUUUGUGGUUUAGAUGGAUUUAACCUGGAAGGUGCAUUGGGUUCUUAUAUUGAUAAAAAAGAGUGGUAUAGUAUGAAUAGCGACGAGUUUAGACUGCCAAGGGUGGAUAUUAGGCCACAUAGGCAAUGGGAAGUUCCCCCUCAGAACACUAAAGCCAUUGCGGAGAUUAACUUGUUGCCUUAUCUGGAAGGAAAUGUUUUCGGAGCUAUCUGCAUGAAAUUGCGCAAUUUAACAACUGAUAGAAUAAAUUCAAUUGUUAUUCCUCUUGAGCUCGAAGUGCGUGGAAGGGCAGCUUACAGUGAUUUAACUGGGUCUCUUUUGGUUUCUUUCGAGUCCCGUGCAGCGUGUGAGGAAAAAGGAUCAAUUUUUUCCCUCUUUUUAAGAAAUGAUGCAUCACAGUUAGUAAGCAUCUUAAGCAUUGAAGAAGUAACAGAAAGUUCAAAGGUUUUCCAGAUUAAAUACAUUAAAGGAUUGAUACUUUUUCCUAGGAGUGUGACACAAAUAGCUCUGAUAGGAUAUUCUUUCCCAACAAGUGCACGGAGCAUUAUUCAUGACACCACAAACUUGAAUUGCAACCUAGUAGUAGAGACAAAUAGUUCUGUCAGUCCAAUCAUUAAGAUUCCCUGCCAAGAUUUUUUUCAUGCCUGUUUAAAGUAUCAAGCUAGCACAGGUAUUGUUGAAUCUGAUGGCUCGUAUGUUGGAUUGACGUUGAUACAAAAGGAAGAAACGUCUGCAAAUUCAAGAACAGGAUCUUUGGGGAGCAUAAUGGAAGAUUCACUUAAGAUGAAGCCAAAACUCCUGAAAGCAUCUGAAGCAGAUGAUCUAAUACUUGGAAACUGGAGAUCUCAUGGUACGAUGGCUGUGAUAUCUGUUCUCAAGGAUCAGGAAGUAUCAUUUCCUGUUGUUCAAAUUGGGUCCCGAUUUUCCAAAUGGAUCACUGUGCAUAACCCGAGUGAAAAACCUGCUCUAAUGCAACUCGUGAUGAAUUCAGAAGAAAUCAUAAGCGACUGCAAAUCCGCUGAGGACUUAUCUGACCUUACAUUCUCAAGUCGAUCUCCUGAGAUUAAUUCCAUUGAAACCAGAUUCGGAUUCUCAUUAGCUGAUUCAGCAAUAACAGAGGCCUUUGUACACCCUUUUGGGAAGGCUUUGUUAGGUCCGAUAGUCUUUCACCCUUCUAAUUGGUGCAUGUGGUCUAGCUCAGCUUUGAUCAGAAACAACUUAUCAGGCUUAGAGUGGCUCCCUCUUCGAGCAUUUGGUGGUUCCCAUUCUCUUGUUCUUCUUGACGGACCUGAACCAGUUUGGAAGCUCGAAUUCAACCUCGACUUGCCGAUCAAUCGCAAUUUAUCGUCUUCGCCCCUAGUGGAGAAUGCUAAGCUUUCCUGUAAUAAGCAGGUAAUGAAGGAGAUAUAUGCAAAAAAUACAGGUGAGCUUCCUCUUGAGGUUAAAAAGGUGAAAGUUUCAGGAACUGAUUGCGGUUCAGAUGGGUUUAUGUUACAUUUUUGCGAGGGUUUUGCUUUAGCACCAGGAGAAUCAGCACGACUCUUAUUAUCUUAUCAAACAGACUUCUCUGCAGCUAUAGUUCACAGGGAUCUCGAGUUGGCCAUGGCUAGUGGCAUUUUUGUGAUUCCCAUGAAGGCCAGUGUCUCAGUAAAUAUGCUUACUCUGUGUAGGAAAUCGUUCUUCCGAACAGUGAAUUGGGGUGUGUCCGUCCUUGUCUUUGUUGCUGCUUCUACACUUAUAUUGGUCUUCAUUCGCAUUAUACCCCAUUAUUUUCUGGUGGGUACUAAUGACUGUUAUCUAAAGGUUGAAACCAGUGAAAAUCCCUUGAACAAGAGUGAGAAACCUUCUUUUCUUUCCCAUAGCACCAAAACUACCAGGUCACCAAGAGCACAGAAGAAACCUGAGGCAGGUUUUGUCAACAGGUAUCCUGUGACUCAACAUGGUGUUCUUGAUAGCCCUAAGAGAACAGAGGAAAUUCACAGCUAUGAUCAUCAAAAGAAAAGUACCACACUCUCACCAACAACAUCAUCAGAUAAGACCAAUGAAGACCCCGGACUGAUUGAAGCACCGCAAACCAAUAAUCUCACUAUUAAGGUUGUUAAAGAGAAAGGGCGACGAAGGAAGAGAAAGGCGUAUGGGGUAGGAUGGGCUGCGAAGUUUGAAGUUUCAAGUAGUCAUAGCGGGAAUUCGACUCCAUCUUCGCCUUUGUCUCCGAGCUCUUCUACUCCUAAACAAGGAUGGCCUAUAUCCCCUGAAACUACUGUAGAGUCUCCCUUUGCGAGAGAACCUGAAGAACCGAAGUAUCAGAAGAAAGAUAGUUCUGAAAACACUGGUGAAGCGAAAGUAGCAGCAGCUGAGAAGCGCUUUGAGAAUAAGCGUACACCUUGCCCUAGAGAGCAGCCUUCUACUACUCCAAAAUCAGCAGGGAAAGCUCCUAUAUUGCCUUCUCCCACUUUCUUGGCCCCAUCUUCUCCUAUUGCACCGCAUGCUCGCGCUCCUGGAUCAAAGCUCAUGAAGGAAAAUGCCGCAAAAGCACCAGAAAAUGAUGUUGCGGAGAAGAAGUUUGUCUAUGACAUCUGGGGGGAUCAUUUCACUGGCCAUUUACUGGGUAAGCCAAAGGAGGUGUUGCGGGAGGCUGUUGAUGCUUCGGAAGGUGAUUCUCAGAGCUUCUUCGCGAGAGAGCCUCAGUCCCUAAUGACGAUGCCAUCACCACAGCUUGUAACUUCUACUCCCAGUCAUGAAAUGGCCCCGUAUGAUGUGACAUGCCUUUAUCAAAUGAAUUAGAAAAAAUCAGAUAGUUUUAAUAUGUGCCCCGUGUUCUAUUUGGUUUUCCUCUAAUCAAUCCUCUCUCCGUAAUCUUAAGAUAGGACAAACAAAGGAAAUAGAGCUAUCACUUUUUGACACUGUCACUGUUAACUUGA
Ananas comosus (pineapple) is the source of this 3848-nucleotide messenger RNA. RefSeq lists its product as uncharacterized. The transcript has 4 exons. The record is from RefSeq and is a predicted model, not a curated record. Gene Ontology annotation, cellular component: membrane. NCBI's taxonomy places the organism in Eukaryota, Viridiplantae, Streptophyta, Magnoliopsida, Poales, Bromeliaceae. Bases 1 to 3711 code for a protein of 1236 amino acids.